Molecule: messenger RNA, 2366 nt
Organism: Pelagomonas calceolata
Lineage: Eukaryota; Pelagophyceae; Pelagomonadales; Pelagomonadaceae
Source: the annotation of a GenBank genome assembly
CGGCGGAUUGCUUAUAGGCUAGACCUAACGCACGACGGCGUACCACGAAGACAGACGCGCGCGCGCGACGCCUCGCAUCGAUAACGGGCAGCCCCCGCGCCAUCGCCGCGGCCGGCGCUCCGCAACAGUACAAGAGGUAGGCAGCCCCAAGGCACUCGCAGGGCCGCACGAUGGGCAAUGGCUCCUCCCUGCCGAGCGAGUACAAACAAAAAAUCACAGCCGCCUUCCAGAUAAAAAACACGGAGGCAUGGCGGAACGCCGACGACUUCGACGAUGAAUUGGAGAUGCGGAAUGAAUUGAUGAACCUGCGAGCGCUCGCCGCGGAGCUCGUCAAGGAUGAUAGAAGGAAGUCCACGGUGUAUGUGCAGCCCACGGAGAAGUCCUUGGCAGUCAAAAAAAUGCUCCACGCGGCGAUGGCCAUGAAUCCCUUCUUCAAGCGGUGUCGGACGCCGGAGAAGGAGGAGAUGCUCGGAGCUUUCAAGUUUGUCCACUUUGAUGCGAAACACGUGAUCAUACAACAGGGCGAUCGGGGCGACGAGUUCUACGUGCUCGAGUCAGGUACUGUCGAAUUUCACGUGGAAUCGAGGGGCAAGGUCGGCGCGUGCGGCAUGGGUCGGGGGUUUGGCGAGUUGGCGUUGAUGUACAACACGCCUCGAUCGGCUUCCUGCAUCGCCGCGACGGAGUGCACGGCCUGGACCCUUGAUCGAAGUACGUUUCGCGCGAUUCUGGCGAAGCACGCUAAAAAAAGAGCUCUCGCCUACAAGGAGCUUUUGAAGAAAGUAAUAUUGAACAAGGACAAACACUUCAUGGGGCCGACGCGCCCGCUGACGGACUGCAUCACGGAGGCGCAGUUGACGAAAUUGGCCGGUGCGAUGGACGAGGAGUGCGGAGCCGCGUCCGGACGUCGCCUUCAGUCGUGGCCUCGCGUCGAUGGCGUGCCAGUGGUCGGAACGCCAUCGCCGCGACCCGUAACAACCACGCAGGCACCAAUUGGAUGGCACGGACAUUAUUAGGGAGGGCGACGAGGGCAAGACCUUCUACGUCAUCUCUUCCGGUACCGUCGAAGUCACGAUAAAGGACGUAGGGAAAGUAGCCGAGCUUCAUGAGGGAGACUACUUCGGCGAACGAGCCUUGGUGGCCGACGACAAGCGCACGGCGACGUGCACGGCGAUCGGGAAUGAUUGCCGCGUGCUCACGUUGGACCGAGAAGACUUUGUGGCUCUAUUGGGAAGCGUCGAGGACCUCGUGCAGCACGGCACCAACGAGGAAGUAGAAGUUGUUGAGCAAGAAGAUAGGGUAGCUUUGGACGUCACUCUAGAAGUUCUAGAUGUACAACGAACGUUGGGUCAUGGGGCCUUCGGGAAAGUACAACUCGUCAUGGACCGGAGGAAUGGCACGAGCUACGCUCUCAAAUAUCAGUCGAAGGCCAUGAUCGUCGAGAACUCGCUCUGCGACCAUGUUUUACGAGAGAGAGAAAUGCUCAUGAAGCUCGACCACCCUUGUAUAGUUAAAUUAUAUUGCUCCUUCCAAGACCGGUGUUACAUCUACUUUUUGUUGGAGAUAUUAACGGGUGGCGAGAUCUUCGCCUACCUGCGGAAGCAGCAGCGCUUUUCUGAAAGCACUUGUAAAUUCUACGCGAACGCCGUGACGCAAGCGCUACAGCACAUGCACGAGAAACGAGUAGCCUAUAGAGACUUGAAGCCGGAGAACAUCUGUUUGGAUUCGCGAGGCUAUCCUCGACUAGUAGACUUUUCGCUAGCCAAGGUCGUCGACACGCGGACGUGGACGCUCUGCGGCUCGCCGGACUAUCUAGCCCCGGAAAUCAUUUUGAAUGAGGGCCACGACCGCGCCGUGGACUACUGGGCGCUAGGAGUGUUGGCCUUCGAGAUGGUCGACGGGAAGACACCGUUCUUCGCCGAGCGGCCGAUGGACGUCUACGAGAAAAUUCUCGAGGGCAAGUACAAGAUGCCUCCUCAUUGCUCUGGUCAUUUGGAAAAUAUUAUACAUUUGCUGUUGAGGCCGAACCAAGGUAAGAGGUUAGGUAACGGCAAGGGCGGCGUCGAGGCGAUCAACGACCACCGCUUCUUCGCCGGGUAUACGUAUGUUACUGCUCGCGUGCCUAUCAAAAUUGAAAAAGCCGAGGACUCCGACGAGAGCGACGUGGAGAACUAUUUUGUGGAAGACGAGGAGGAGAAGGGUGACGACGUGGCUCCGGAGCCGUCGGCCUGGACGCCGGCGCUGGACGCGGGGGCGGAGAUCCGGCUCUGAGUGGCGCGUCGACGGCGUUGUCCGAGUCCGCCCCCACGCCAUCGACGCGAAGUUCUCCCGGUACCGAGGCUGUGAUGUGAUAAGAAUAAAGAUUAGUG